Molecule: messenger RNA, 1733 nt
Organism: Argentina anserina (silverweed cinquefoil)
Lineage: Eukaryota; Viridiplantae; Streptophyta; Magnoliopsida; Rosales; Rosaceae
Product: NAC domain-containing protein 59-like
Exons: 3
Coding region: 67-1461 (464 amino acids)
Biological process (GO): regulation of DNA-templated transcription
Molecular function (GO): DNA binding
Source: RefSeq, a predicted model, not a curated record
CUCUCUCUCUCUCUCUCUCUCUCUCUCUCUCUCUCUCAUUACUACGCGGCGUCGAUCAUAUCUCUGAUGGAAGAAGAAGGUAUGGUGGUGAACCAACAAGGCCCUCCUGAUGAGCUGAUGGCCUUGCCUCCUGGUUUUCGUUUCCAUCCUACCGACGAGGAGAUCAUCACUUUCUAUCUCACGGAGAAGGUGGCCAACAGCAACUUCGCCGCGGCAGCGAUCGGUGAAGCCGAUUUGAACAAGUGUGAACCUUGGGAUUUACCCGACAAGGCAAAGAUGGGGGAGAAGGAGUGGUACUUCUUCUGCCAGAGAGACAGAAAGUAUCCUACUGGCAUGAGGACGAAUCGAGCGACGGAAUCUGGAUACUGGAAAGCUACCGGAAAAGAUAAAGAGAUUUUCAAGCGGAAAAUCAUUGUCGGGAUGAAGAAGACUCUUGUGUUUUACACCGGCAGAGCUCCCAAGGGUGAGAAGACCAACUGGGUCAUGCACGAAUAUAGACUCCAUGGCAACCUUUCUAAGCCUUCAGCUAAGGAUGAAUGGGUUGUGUGUAGGGUUUUUCACAAGAACAUGGGGAUUAAAAAGACUAGUACUAGUCCAUUGUCUCCGACUGAUCAAGGCGUUGACGGCGGCCAGCAGCUAAGGCUCAACUCUUUUGGGGACGAUUUCUUGGAUUAUUCUUCUUCGCUCCCACCUCUCAUGGAUCCUACUCCUUCCUACGACAAGCCUGCUGCAGGCUCUUACGGCGGCUACCGUGUCGACUAUGGAGAGCACAACGACCACUACUCCAAAGGAAACAUCACAGCAGCACCACUAUCAAUACCAGGAGCAGCCAAUAAAAAUAUAAUUCCAGCAAGUAUGCAAUACCACUUUCAAGAUGGAUCUUCCGCUCGUCAGGUCAACAAAUUUCAGCUUCCCAACGCUGUUGCCGCCGCCAGUAGCUACCAAAUGAGUAACCCAAUGGCAACCCCCACCAUGUUAUACCCUCAGACUCAUCAUCAUCACCAGCUGAUCCCGAACCCACCCUUCUCUUUUCAGCUAAAUAAUAGUUCUGAUUAUUACUUGCAACAAGAGAUUAGGGGUCCCAGGACUUCAGUCCCAAAUAAUCAAGGCUACUCUUUCAACUUUCAAAGCAGCACAAUUGAUCAUCAGGCCAUUUUAAGAGCAAUGGCUGCAGCUAACAACAACAACCACAACAUCGAAUCAUCAGCAACAACAGCAGGCUCAGGAGGCUUAGAUAGUAGACAGUGCAAGGUGGAGCAGUAUUCAUCCAACCAGUCUAUGUUUAGCGUCUCACAAGACACCGGAUUGAGCACCGCGGAUAUGAACACCACCGAAAUAUCAUCAUCACUCGUCUCAAAGCAAGAAAUCGAGGUCGGAAGCAGCAACAAAUUAUAUGAAGAUCAUCCUGACAGUCCAUCAAUUGUCCCCAUUUCGGACAUUGAAGGCUUGUGGGACUAUUGACAUUCGGAGCUAAUUUCACUAGCUAGCUAGCGUCUUAAUUACUGCUGCUAAUUUCUUGUUCUUUAAUUUCAGUCUCAAUUUCAUAGGUGAUUAAUUUGUUACUGUUAUUGCAUAUACAAUACUGUAAAUGGUACUAGCUGGUACGUACAUAUAUACAUGUAGUGGUACUAGCUAGCUUUAAGAUUCAUUACAUUGAUUCGUUCAAGUAAAUCUCAUGUAAUGCACGUACUUAAUUACGUAUAAAUUGCCUCAUGUAAAACUCAUAUAUAAGA